This is a messenger RNA of Diplodia corticola, 735 nucleotides long. RefSeq names its product transcription factor. The record is from RefSeq and is a predicted model, not a curated record. Bases 1 to 735 code for a protein of 244 amino acids. Lineage: Eukaryota; Fungi; Ascomycota; Dothideomycetes; Botryosphaeriales; Botryosphaeriaceae. The transcript has a single exon.
AUGGCAUCCGCCGACAGGCCCACCAUCCUCUUCCUCUGCCUCGACGAGGCCGAAGAACACGCGCUCUACAGCUUGCAUGAAGACGUAACCAGCAGCAUCAAGGAACGCGCGCACGUCCUCGUUGCCACCACUCCCGCCAAGGCGCUCGCCCACCUCAACGCAGCCGCCGCCGCCAGACCGUCCGUCGUCCUGAUCGGCGACGGCGCCCUCACACGCUCUCCUGGCGAGGAAGUCGGCAUCACUGGCCACAACAACCGCAUCAAGGACGAAGAGCGGAAGCAGUACGGCCUCGUCUACGCUGCGCUCGGCUUCUACGUCCGCGCCGGCGGCGUCGCCAUCUUUUGCGAGCAGUUCAGUAGCACCGCGAGCCUGCCCCACAUGGAAAUGGUCUUCUCGACGGCCUUCGACCUGCCGUGGAAGGCCCACGCUUACCACCGCUCGACCUUCGUCCUGAGGCCCGAGAACGUGCGCCGCAUGACUGCCCAGGCUGCCGAGCUGGCGUCGGAGUGCAGCCAGAAGGGCGUGACCCUGGCCGGUGUGGCCGAGAAGGAUCGGCUGUAUGUGCCGACCCGCGAUAGCCACGUCGAGAGCUUUGUCUUUGCGCCGGCGCCGAUCGGCCAGGACGAGACGCCCAUGGCGUGGGCGGAGGUGGGUGAGGGUAUGGUGGGCUAUGUGGGCGACGUCAACCACGAGGAGGAAGGCGAGAAGGUUCUGCUUGCGAUGUGCGGACUCUAG